AUGAGCAACCAUCAGAUAGCCGCCAAGGCACCGCUGCAGAUUUAUUGCGCGGCGCUUAUAUUCGCGCCUGAGAAAUCAAUUAUUCGCAAAACGUUUUCCAACGAUAUCCCCAGUUGGCCUUCUCAGUUGCCGUGGGUCGAAGCAAACUGGAGCCCGGAGCUUCAGGCUUUAGAAGGACACUGUGAUAUCGUAAAUUCGCUAGCAUUUUCUCCCGACGGAAAAUCCCUAGCGUCUGGCUCCCGCGACAAAACAAUCCGGCUCUGGAACACAAGUACAGGCGUGCUUUAUCAAACCUUAGAAGGCCAUCUAGAAUCGGUUACCUCUGUGGCAUUUUCCCCAGAUGGCCGACUGGUAUUGUCCGGUUCGACAGACCACACGAUGCGGCUCUGGGAUGCAACAACUGGCGCUUUAAUUCUCAUUCUGGAGGGUCAUCAUUCCGAAAUCCUCUCGAUAGCGUUCUCGCCUAAUGGUCAAAUCCUCGCCUCCGGUCAUUAUGAUGGCAAAAUUGAGUUAUGGGAGACUGGAGCUGGCACACGACUGCAAGCUCUCGCGGGCCAGGAUGAAACUGGUUGGAUUUCUUCCGUGGCGUUUUCCCCGGAUGGAUUAUUGCUAGCAUCUGGCAGCGUGACUGGCGUUAUUCGUCUUUGGGAAAUAGCAGCCGGUACGUUACAGCGGACGAUUGCAGGGUUCGUAAAGUCCGUUGCUUCCGUUGCAUUCUCACCAGACGGAAGGCUUUUGGCAUUCGGUUCUAGUGGAGGUGGAAUUCGCCUUUGGAACAUGACAACAGGCGCAAUACACCGCACCUUCGAGGCCGAUUCGGGAGAAAACGAUGUUAAAUCAGUGGCCUUCUCUCACGAUAGCCAAUUGUUGACAUCUAGCUCGAGUGACAAAAAAGUACGCAUCUGGAAUACAGCCUCAGGAACUUUGCAGAGCACUAUGGAAUGCUGCUCAAGGUAUAUAGAUGCCGUUUCAUUCUCUCCCAAUAGUCAGCUGUUAGCAUCUGGCUGCAGUGAUAAGGCUGUCCGAAUUUGGGAUGUCGCGGCCGGUCUGCGACAACAACAAAGACGACAAGAAGACUCUUUAGACUCCGUGCAAUCAGUCAAAUUUUCGGAUGAUGGUAGACUUCUCGCAUCGAUCUCUGGACAGAAUAAGACUGUUCGGCUUUGGAAUACGGCAACCGGCGCGUUGGAACACACUGUUUGGCAUAGGCACGCGAUUUUGGGAAUGGAAUUCUCGCACGACGGCCAGAUUCUAGUAUCAAUUUCCAGUCAAAACAACAAAGUUCGACUUUGGGACACGGUGACGGGCACACUGCAACAGUCUUUUCAACAUAAAUCCCCAAUUUUGCAGCUGGAAUUCUCCCCUGACGGCAAAUCAUUGGCAUGUGGGUAUGAUGAUACGGUUGUUCUUCGGGACAUUGCUACAGGUGUGCUCUAUCACACUUUAAAGGGCAAUUCUUAUCCGAUUAAAAGGGCAAUCUUCUCAUCUGACGGCAAGCUACUAGCGUGCAGGUACUCUGGUCAUGAGGAGAUCUUAAUUUGGAAUAUAAUUACGGGUGCGAAAGAGCAGACUUGGACAGUCGAUGACAUCAAAGAUCGGGAUAUGGAUAAAGGAGUCGAUGGAUUGGACUUUUUCCAGAACGGAUCUUUCCUCACGGAUGAUAUCGGAAACUUCAAUCCUCAGUCAAGGUCUGCUAGUUGUGAUUCUAGCCUUUCGGAGAAAAAACGGGGAAUUUCCUUGCUAGAAGGAGAGUGGAUAGCUUUGAAUGGCGAAAAGGUGAUGUGGCUUCCUCCAAAGAUUCGGCCAACCUGCUCAGCGACGCAUGGUCGUGUAUUAGCUCUAGGUCAUGCUUCAGGGAGGGUUACUUUCAUAGGAGCUUAA
This is a messenger RNA of Penicillium cosmopolitanum, 1881 nucleotides long. RefSeq names its product WD40 repeat domain-containing protein. NCBI's taxonomy places the organism in Eukaryota, Fungi, Ascomycota, Eurotiomycetes, Eurotiales, Aspergillaceae. The record is from RefSeq and is a predicted model, not a curated record. Gene Ontology annotation, molecular function: protein binding. The coding region runs from base 1 to 1881 and encodes 626 amino acids. The transcript has a single exon.